AUGGCGCAUCCGGGCCGCGCGCUUUACACAUCUCUGGCAUUGGAGGGAAGGAGGAGGGUGCCAACGGAACGCAGUAUUAACUGGGGUGAACUGAGCCCUUCACGCCCGGGGCAGAGUCCACGCUCGCUCUGUGGACUGGAAGGAGAAGCCCGAGCAAGAGCGCGCAGAGGGAGAGUGGACCCAGCGCAGGCCUCCUCCCCACCCGGCCAGGCGGCGACCCCCGCACCCUGCCGAGCGGCGUUGCAGCUGCAGCCGGGGGCCGCCGCGGCGGCGGCGGCGGCNGCCGCAGCCGCCGCCGCUGCAGCGCACCUCCCGUCCAUGGCUGGGGGACAGCAGCCGCCACCACAAAGUCUGCUGUACUCUCAGCCCGGGGGCUUCACCGUGAAUGGCAUGCUGAGCGCGCCCCCGGGUCCCGGAGGCGGCGGCGGCGCGGGCGGAGGCGGCCAGAGCCUAGUGCACCCCGGGCUGGUGCGCGGAGACACACCAGAGCUGGCCGAGCAUCACCACCACCACCACCACCACGCGCACCCGCACCCACCGCACCCGCACCACGCGCAGGGGCCCCCACACCACGGCGGCGGCGGCGGGGCCGGGCCUGGACUCAACAGUCACGACCCGCACUCGGAUGAAGACACGCCGACCUCGGAUGACCUGGAGCAGUUCGCUAAGCAGUUUAAGCAGCGGCGUAUCAAGCUGGGCUUCACGCAGGCCGACGUGGGGCUGGCGCUGGGCACGCUGUAUGGCAACGUGUUCUCGCAGACCACCAUCUGUCGCUUCGAGGCCCUGCAACUGAGUUUCAAGAACAUGUGCAAGCUCAAGCCGCUGCUAAACAAGUGGCUGGAGGAGGCGGACUCGAGCACCGGCAGCCCCACGAGCAUUGACAAGAUUGCCGCACAGGGCCGCAAGCGCAAGAAGCGGACCUCCAUCGAGGUGAGCGUCAAGGGUGCGCUCGAGAGCCAUUUCCUCAAGUGCCCCAAGCCCUCAGCGCAGGAGAUCACCAACCUGGCCGACAGCCUGCAGCUCGAGAAGGAGGUGGUGCGGGUCUGGUUCUGUAACCGACGACAAAAGGAGAAGCGCAUGACUCCACCCGGAAUCCAACAGCAGACGCCUGACGAUGUCUAUUCGCAGGUGGGCACGGUGAGCGCCGACACGCCACCACCCCACCACGGGCUUCAAACCAGCGUGCAGUGA
Chrysochloris asiatica (Cape golden mole) is the source of this 1191-nucleotide messenger RNA. RefSeq names its product POU class 3 homeobox 3 (gene POU3F3). The record is from RefSeq and is a predicted model, not a curated record. Gene Ontology annotation, molecular function: DNA-binding transcription factor activity, RNA polymerase II-specific; RNA polymerase II cis-regulatory region sequence-specific DNA binding. Gene Ontology annotation, biological process: regulation of transcription by RNA polymerase II. Lineage: Eukaryota; Metazoa; Chordata; Mammalia; Afrosoricida; Chrysochloridae. Bases 1 to 1191 code for a protein of 396 amino acids. The transcript is spliced from 4 exons.